AUGGAUUUCCUGGAGGCAGAGGGUGGCUGGAGCCUGUCCUUUGCAGGCGCCGGCUUCUUGGGCCUCUACCACGUGGGCGCCACCCAAUGUCUUCACCAGCGCGCACCACGCAUCCUCCAGGGCGCCCGCCGCUUUUAUGGAUCCUCCUCAGGAGCACUCAACGCUGUGUGCAUUAUCACCAGCAAGUCAGCAGAUUUCUGCUGCUCCAAUCUCCUCGGCAUGGUGAAGCAAGUGGAGCGUCUGAGCCUGGGCAUCUUCCACCCGGCCUAUGACCCCAUUGAGCACAUCAGGAAAAAGCUGGAGGACAUCCUACCUGAGAAUUGCCACAUCCUGGCCUCCCAAAGGCUGGGCAUCUCCAUAACCCGAUGGUAUGAUGGCCAGAACAUCAUAGUUACUGACUUUGCCACUCGGAAUGAACUCAUCCAGGCUUUGAUCUGCUCCUUGUAUUUCCCCAUGUAUUGUGGGACAAUCCCUCCGGAGUUCAGAGGGGAGCGCUACAUUGAUGGAGCCCUGAGCAACAACCUGCCCUUCUCCGACUCUCCCACCACCAUCACCAUCUCUCCCUUCCAUGGGACGGUGGACAUCUGUCCCCAGAGCAGUUCGGGCAGUCUGUACGAGCUGACCGCUUUCAAUGCCAGUUUCCAGAUCUCUACCAGGAACUUCUUUCAGGGCAUCAUAUCCCUGAUCCCCCCCAAGCCUGAGGUGGUGGCUGACUACUGCAGACAAGGUUAUCUGGAUGCCCUGAGGUUCCUGGAGAGACGGGGACUCACCAAGGAGCCAGUGCUGUGGUCACUGGUGUCUAAGGAGCCUCCAGAACUCAUUGAGGAGCCUGGGAGUGCUGACCAUGACCAGGGCCAGAAGCUUAGGCUGACCAUCAGGUGGGACAUCCCCAAUGUGCUGGUCAAGGAUGUGUCCAACUUUGAACUGCUGUCACCGGAAUUGGAGGCUGCACUGAGGAAGGCUUGCAGGCGGGACUUCUGGGCUCGAUUACAGUGCUCUGUGCCAGGGAGAGCACUGACCUACCUCCUACUGCCCUGCACGCUGCCUUUCGAGUAUGUCUACUUCCGGAGCAGGAGGCUGCUGCUGUGGCUGCCUGAAAUGCCAGCCGACUUGUGCUGGGUGCAGGGUCUCCUGAAGAGUACAGCCCUUGAAGUCUACUCCAUGGCAAAGACACAGCUCCUCAGGCUGGGCAGCCUACCUGUCACAAGCACAGACUCUGGUCUCCUCCAGCCCAGGACAGAUGCGUCUGACAACCAGGCCUUGAACCCCAGACUUGCUGAUCGUGCAAUGGGCUAGGCCAACCACAUAUGUGACCUCCCUGGACCCUGUCCUUGCCUCAUCUGGUGUGCUCAUGCCUUUCUGUGGUUCUUUCCCCAGGAGCUCUGAGUCUAGAUCAGGGAAAUUGCUGAGUUAUUGGCAAAAAUACCUGGUCUCCUGCCCAUGCUAGGCCCUGUGUUUCUUGUGUGGGCAGGUGGCUUCUUGGAGGGGUCAAGAGCCCUCUGCAACUGCUUCUGAGGCCUUUACCCCAGGGUCUUUCUGGAUGUCUCCAGGCUACUGUGUGCCCAGGCCACUGCCUUCUUCCUUCCCAUUUUGUCAGGGGAGAAAAGACAGAACAAACUGACAUGUCUCAGUACUGGAUCUCCAUGUGGGGGACACAGAAGGCACAGGUGUCCAACAGAGGUGUGUUCCACAUUGUGCAGAGAGCACUAACACUAGGAAAGACUGGAACUGGUACCCCAAGACCCAGCUCAUGGUAAUGACUGCUCUGACAGGGCUUGCCUACCUCCUAUUUCUGGUCUGC
Molecule: messenger RNA, 1801 nt
Organism: Phodopus roborovskii (desert hamster)
Lineage: Eukaryota; Metazoa; Chordata; Mammalia; Rodentia; Cricetidae
Gene: Pnpla5
Product: patatin like phospholipase domain containing 5
Exons: 9
Coding region: 1-1296 (431 amino acids)
Biological process (GO): lipid homeostasis; triglyceride catabolic process
Cellular component (GO): cytoplasm; membrane; lipid droplet
Molecular function (GO): triacylglycerol lipase activity
Source: RefSeq, a predicted model, not a curated record